AUGAAUGGGGAAAUCAAAAUGAAACUCGUGAAUCCGGUCAAAAACGCUAAUUUUUUAUCAAAACUAUUAUUUGGAUGGACGAUUGAUUUCAUCAAGAAAGGGGCUAGAGAGGGGUUGAAUAACUCAGAUCUGUACGACACUCUAGAUUCUGACAAAUCGAGAUAUCUGGGAGAUGUGCUGGAAAAAAAUUGGGAGAAAGAAUUAAAUAGGGCAAUAACUAAAAAUAUUGAACCUAGUCUCAUGAAAGCCUUAUCAGAUACGUACUUGAUCGACUUCAUGAUAUGGGGCCUUGUGUACUUUGUACAGUUCGUAAUAGUAAGAUCUUCCCAACCUGUUGUUCUAUCCUAUCUCUUAUUACUAUUCAAUGGAGUGAAUGACCAGGAAAACAGAACAGAAAAGUAUUUGAUGAGUACCCUUCUAGUAGUACUGUCAGUAAUAGUUGUAUCUAUGUACCAUCAUCAUUGUUUUGGACUUGCAAAACUCGGAAUGAGAAUGAGGAUAGCUCUAUCAUCAUUAGUCUACAGAAAGAUGACGAAAUUGAGUCAGAAAGCUCUGACCGCAACAGCAGCAGGUCAGGUCGUCAAUUUGCUUUCCAAUGACCUCAAUCGUUUUGACCAAGUAGUCACUGUGCUCCACAUCCUUUGGAUAAUUCCAUUCCAACUGGCGUUGAUAACUUAUUUCAUAUGGAGAGAAGUACAAAUCGCUAGUUUUGUUGGUGUUAUGUUCAUGGUAAUCUGCAGUCUGCCAGGGCAAUGUUAUCUGGGAAAGAUAAUUGGCCACCUGAGAUACAGGACAGCGCUCAAAUCUGACUCACGAGUGAAACUGAUGAAUGAAGUGAUAACGGGCAUUCAAGUCAUCAAAAUGUAUGCAUGGGAAAAAUUCUUUGAAAAAGUCAUCAAUGCCGUGAGAUAUGAUGAAGUUCGUGAUCUCACCUCGAACUCCUAUAUCAGAGGAGUACUCAUCAGUUUCAAUAUCUUCUUGGACAAAGCCACUCUAUUUGUGACUAUUAUCACCUAUGUGUUAUUAGGAAAUGUUAUUACAGCAUCUAAAGUUUUCACAAUGGCCAUGUUCUACAACGUACUCAGAGUCUCGUUAUGUCUCACUUAUCCACUGGCUAUACGUUACGCAGCAGAAACAUUGAUUUCCAUUAAACGACUACGAGAAUUUCUGAUAUUGGAAGAAAAGCAAGCCACUGAGUAUAUACACGAAGAAAACCAUCAUGGCAUAUGUUUGUCGAAUGUGACUGCUUCUUGGACAGAACAUGAUGAUAUAAAGAACAUGAGCCUAGAUAUACCACAUGGUUACAUGUGUGCCAUUGUUGGUGAAGUUGGUGCAGGAAAAAGUUCAAUACUUCAGCUGCUUUUAGGUGAACUGCAAUUGAAAUCAGGUACCUUCUCCGUGGGUGGCGAUAUAUCAUAUGCAUCCCAAGAACCAUGGCUUUUCUCAUCUACAGUGCGAAAUAACAUCCUGUUCGGACAACCUUUUGAUAGAAAAUGGUACGAUCGAAUCGUUGAAAUAUGCGCCCUCAAAAGUGAUUUCAACCAGUUUCCUCAACGGGACCAAACCAUAGUUGGCGAAAGAGGAGUAUCCCUGAGUGGAGGACAAAGGGCAAGAAUUAAUCUUGCCAGAGCCAUCUACCGGAAAGCAGAUAUUUACCUCCUAGAUGAUCCAUUAUCUGCCGUUGAUACUCAUGUGAGUAGGCAUCUUUUCGAAGAGUGUAUUGAGAAGCAUUUGAGAGGAAAAACGAGGAUUCUGAUAACUCAUCAGUUGCAGUAUCUCCAAAGAGCAGAUUUGGUUGUAGUUGUACAGGAUGGACAGAUUCUGGCCCAAGGCACAUACGACGAACUUCAAAAUAGCGAUAUCGAUUUCACCGAGAUGUUUUUGGUUUCUGGAUAUGAUAGAGGAAAAGCAGAAGAAGACGAAACUAAUAUAGCAGGGCAUGCUAGAUCAUCAAAAUACGGCAGAUUUUCUAGAUCUGGAUUCUCAAGAUUAUCUCAUUUGUCAGAUAUAUCAUGUUCAGAUGUCAAUGUUACCGAUAAUGAGAUCACGAAAGAAGAAGUAGCAGUACUGAAUAAUAAAUCCGCAUUCCUGGAAUAUCUGAAAGCGGCCAACAAUAAAUGUUUAGUUGCGGCUAUGAUUGUAAUGAUGGUUGUGGCACAGGCUUUCUGUUCAGCUAAUGAUUUUUGGGUAGCGUUCUGGACUCAACAAGAACAUCUAAGACACUCAAGCGAUGAAAAAGGCCAUAUUGAGUUCGUAACAUUGUCGAACAACACAACAGAAUACUACACGAGUACUGUCUCACCAUCUGAAUUAAACGAUUUAGUCAGAGUAGGCAACAGUAUACAUUACUUACUGAAGACUAAAUAUUUCAUUUAUUUCUAUACAACACUCGUCGCAGCAGCUGUGGUUACCACUUUGGUGAGAUCAUUUGGAUUCUUCAAAGUCUGCAUGCUGUCAUCCAUCAACCUACAUUCGAGUAUGUUCCAUGCACUUCUCAAAGCACCGAUGUAUUUUUUCGAAACUGCUCCUAGUGGAAGGAUUCUAAAUAGAUUCUCGAAGGACUUGGGCGCUAUCGAUGAAAUGUUGCCAGAAGCUAUGAUGACUGCAGCAUCGGUUCUACUUAUCAUGUUGGGAGUCAUUGUCAACGUAGCUAUAUCCAACCAAUACACAUUGAUUGGACUAGUCAUAUUAGGGAUGAUUAUUUCGAAAAUCAUGUCAUUGUAUUUAUCAGUUGGCAAGUACAUCAAACAUCUAGAAGGUUCAACCAAGUCACCUGUUCUUUCUCAUGUUAAUACAACAUUGAAGGGUAUCACUACUAUAAGAGCUUCGAGAGCAACUGCUGAAUAUACUCGUCAGUUUGACGAACUUCAGGAUUACCAUACUUCAGCAUGGUACUUGACCAUAACAUUCACAUCUACAUUUGGCCUUUGGAUGGAUCUCGCGGGUAUUAUUUUUAUCGCCAUCACCACUUUUAGUUCUGUUUUCCUCCAAUCUGUGAACGUUAUGGAAACAAGUUUGGUGGGACUAGCGAUAAGUCAAUCGCUCAUCAUAUUGGGAAUGUGCCAGCAUGGUGUGCGUUUUACUGCAGAGGUUAUCUACCAACUUACCAGCGUCGAGAGGGUAAUAGAAUACACCACUCUGGAGCCAGAGGAAACAUUCGAAAUAUCAGAAAAAACUAUAGUAUCACAUUCAUGGCCGAAUGAAGGACGCAUUGAAAUCAAGAAUUUAUAUUUGAAAUAUUCUGAAAAUGAUCCGCCUGUCCUCAAGAACCUCAACUUUACUAUUCAACCAGGUCAAAAGAUAGGCAUCGUAGGCAUCGUUUCGGUUAGCUCAAACAAAAGGCACCAUCCUCAUCGACGGAGUAGAUACUAG
Messenger RNA from Phaedon cochleariae (mustard beetle), 3372 nucleotides. The record is from the annotation of a GenBank genome assembly. Lineage: Eukaryota; Metazoa; Arthropoda; Insecta; Coleoptera; Chrysomelidae.